This is a messenger RNA of Siniperca chuatsi (mandarin fish), 2422 nucleotides long. It is a transcript of the gene srfbp1, whose product is annotated as serum response factor binding protein 1. Lineage: Eukaryota; Metazoa; Chordata; Actinopteri; Centrarchiformes; Sinipercidae. The coding region runs from base 148 to 1869 and encodes 573 amino acids. Gene Ontology annotation, biological process: maturation of SSU-rRNA. The transcript has 3 exons. The record is from RefSeq and is a predicted model, not a curated record. Gene Ontology annotation, cellular component: nucleus; 90S preribosome.
AGGCCCUCCCCUUUUCACGACACGCUGCGUCCUCUUGCUAACGUUUGACGUCAUGCCGCCAUCGGAGGCGUAGAAAACAUGGCUGCUCCCUGCGAGUUGAGACGGUUCUCUCAAUUUUAAUUAUUUAAUAUUCAUUUCUGAACGGUGAUGUAUACCAAGGACAAGGUAGAAAAAAUGGAACCAUCUGCUGAGGUAAAAGAGAAGGAGGAAGAAGAGGAAGAAGGAGAAGCUGAUGCUGGAGAUGAGGAAGAUGGAGAUGAUGAAGAACAGGAAGAUAGAGGUGAUAAGGAAAAGGAAGAAAAAGCAAUGCCACAGGCUGCAGAUAAAAUUGAGAAAAAUAUUCCAUUGCCUAUUCAACCCAGAGAGAAAAAGCAGGCUGAGGGCCUGAACCUCAACAAUGAGGUGGUGAAGAUGAGGAAGGAGGUGAAGAGGGUGAGGGCGUUGAUCAUCAGGAAGCUGACACGACAGAUUGGCGGUCUGAAGAAGAAGAAGGGGACAGAGACAGAAAAAGAGAGGAAUCAGAGGAGAGCUGCCAGACUACUGGAGGAGAUCCACGCCAUGAAGGUCCUCUUACCAGACCUGGUGACCAAGACAGCCUUGCAGAAGAAUCUCAACUUUGAACAGGAGUGUAAAAACCCAAAGUCUACUAUUUCCGACCGGGCCGUAGCGCGCAUCGCCACCCACCCUCAGUUCAACAAGAAGAUUAAGGAUAUCAAAGCUGCUGUGAACGCCUUCAAACAGGAGCGGAUGAAGGGUGGACAGCAGGGAGGGAAUGAAAAGGUGCAAAAUAAAGCUGGAAAGGUGACUCCACAGUCGCCAGACAAAAAGGGAGAAAGACAGAGUAAGAAAGAAGAGGAGGACAUUAAAGUGGAGCAAAAGGAAAUCAUAGACAAUGAGGAAAGAGAUGGUAUCCUGAAAGACACUAAAGACGCAUCUGUUGCUAAACCUGGAAAAGAACCAGGGAAAGCAACUCAUUCAGCUGAUAAUGCUGACGCUCGAAGGAAAGAAAUGCCACAGAAUGAAAGACCAGCAUCAAUAAAAAGUAGUGAAGUAAAGGACAUUGUGAAAAAUAAACCUCAAAGUAAAUAUGCAGAAAAGAGACCCGAUCAUACGUCUGCACCUGAAGUGCUUCAGAAAAAGAAAGAUGAGGAAGAGAGUGAUUUAGAGCUGUCGGAUGAUGAAGAGAAAGAGUACUUUGAUGACAGCACAGAGGAGCGUUUCCACAAGCAGUCCUCCCAGUCUGAGGAGAGCGACGAUGACGACUUCUUUGUUGGAAGAGUGAGCAAAUUCAAGAAGAAGAAGCAGAAAAGCAAAGAAGGGGAGAGCGUCGGGAAGGGGCAUGAAGUGAAAGCAGACCCAACAGACCAGGUCCAGAGUAGACUUGAUGAGCUUGAGUCCAGACUGAAGUCUAAAGGGAGCUCGCUGCAGUCUGUUUUUUGUUCUUCCCUAUCUGCGUCUAAGCCUGGUGGGGGCAGAGGUGCAGGCAGAGGGAGAGGUGGGGAUACAUUUAGGGGCCAAGGGAAACCAAAGGGCGGCAGAGGUCUAAAUAGAGAUUUCAGUAAACAAUCCAAGUUCCAAAAUCAGGAGACAGACACAGAAAGAAAGCCAGGGUCCAAGUACAGCAAGCCCCGCCCUGAGGGCAGACAUCCUGAGUUGGCAGAGAAGGGCUUUCCCUCCGGUAGAGGGAGGGGGCGAGGCAGAGGUGAUGCUUUUAGGCAAAAGGAUCACAGGGGUGGAGGUGCAUUUUCCCAUCAAGCACCACAGCAGGCACUGCAUCCAUCCUGGGAGGCCAGUAAGAAAAGGAAGGAGCAGCAAGGGCAAAUCCUGGCCUUCCAGGGGAAGAAGAUCAAGUUUGACGACAAUGACUGAAACGAUUUUUCUGUUUGUUUAUUGAUGCUGAAUACAUACCUUUGGUUGAGUGUCUUACAUGUUUGUUAUCUGGCACACUAGUGAAGUGUAAAGGUUGUCACUUAUUCUGUUGGAUGCUCAAUACCAGUAGUGGUGAUCUCAGUAUAGUUCAGUGACAAUGUGUUUUUUCAUCCUUAUAGCUGGCAAAAUACAACAAACAAGGAGAUUUUUUUAUAAAACAUCAAUAGAAGUAUGUUUUUAAAAAUAUUUUUAAUCCUAAAUAUGAUUUAAUUCUAAGCUGUGAAAUGCAUCACCUGAAGCAAGUCAUUUUUCAUAGAAAAGGUUUACCAGUUAACAACAGUUUGAGGAACAUGUCAUUUGUAAGACUGCCAGUUCUGUGAGAAAUUCAUAAGUGGGGGCUUUGGGAAGUAAUAUUGUUAGAUUUUUUUAUGUAUUAACCUGUACACAAUGUUACUGCUUUGUCUAAAAUGGUAAUUAGGGCCCAGUUAUUGUAUUGUACACAUUCUCUGAAACUGAUGUACGGUGAUAAACAUCUUUUGCAGCAAGACCUUAA